This is a messenger RNA of Eurytemora carolleeae, 2479 nucleotides long. RefSeq names its product structural maintenance of chromosomes protein 4. Bases 22 to 1587 code for a protein of 521 amino acids. Lineage: Eukaryota; Metazoa; Arthropoda; Copepoda; Calanoida; Temoridae. The record is from RefSeq and is a predicted model, not a curated record. The transcript has 17 exons.
UCACAAUAUUAUAGAAUAUGAAUGACAACAGAUUAUAAAAUGGCUGAGUUGGAUUUGUUAGUUCAACAUGGGGGAGAUCGUCUUUAUAUUACCUUCAAACAAAUAAAGCUUGCAAGGGAUAGAACAGUUUUCUUGAAAAUACAUCUUUUCCCGGGGGUCCAUGAAGACUUCAGAACAAGAUCUAUAAACACAAGUUUACAGAAAACUUUUGAUGAGACUUUCACAUUCUUCCUACCUAAGGAGAAACUAAUGUCUAAAAGUUUGGACGUCGAGGUCUUUGGAUUCAACUCUAUCGGUGAGGAAAGCUUAGGAGGGAGACGAGUGAGGUUUGCUGAAAUGGAUUUAGAAAAUGGAAAUAUUCUCAGCUGGAAACUCAGUCCUGCCAACCAAGAAACCACGACAGGAAACUUUAGCGAGGUUUGUUUAAUCGAGGAUAAUAUAGCAGCAGAGGAUGGAAAGGAUGCUCUAGCUCUAGGAGCAGAUCAAACUAUUAAUAUUGACGAGGAAGAUGGUCUAGAGCUUAUGAAGGAUUCUACUUCAGACUCUUCUGAUUCAGAUUUAGAUGAUACAGAAGCUGUCGGAGAGAAAAUUACAAGUCUUCCAGAUUUAAACAGGAGGCUUAAAACUGUUAUCCAAGAGAACAGAAGGAUGGAAGGAGAUGAGGAGAUAGCAUUCAACCUAAACCUAGAAAUGCAGAAUAUGUCCAAGGAGUUUAUUGAAUUGAACAACAUCGUGACUAAACUAGAGAUCCAGAUCCAGGAGGAGACGAGGGGGAACACAGUCCUCCAAGAGAAGAUAGAGAUGAACAAGAACAAGAUGAUGCUCCGGGGCAAUAAGGAGAAGGAGCUACACCAAAAGAUACUUGAAAAGAAUCAGGAUUAUGCUGGAAGUGUGACUAAGCUGGAGGACAUAAAGCUGGAGGUGGAGAGGAAGAAGAAGGAGAACGUGAACCUGAAGGAGGACCUGGAGAAGAUACAGCUGGAGUUGGUAGAGAGGAUUGCAUUAAAGAAUGUUGAGGAUAAGAUGGGAUCCUGGUUUGAGAACCUGGAGAACAUUAAGGAGGGACGAGAUUACAAUCCUAAUCAGUUCUCAGAUCUCCUAGAGAGUGAACUGGCGAACAUUAGAGAGAUGAUUGAUAAACUUAACUCCGGGGUUCAAGAGAAACAUGCUCUACUCCUCAAGGACCUGGAGAUGCAGAAACCAACCCAACCUCAACCAUCAAACAGAACCAACGAGGAGGACGAUCUUAAGAAGAAAUUAGAAGAACUCCUGGCAGAGAAGAUAAGUUUAAAAAUGAAGAUAAAAGAACUUGAGUUCAAUAAGACGGAGGAGAAUCAGAUCUUCAAAUCUAAAAUACAGGCCCUGGACCAGAUUCAAGCCUACCUAUCCGAGGAGAGAGAGGAGAUGAGACAAAAGCUAAACCCGUCCUUCUCCCCCUCCUCACCAACACACCAGGAGAUUCAAACCUCGGCUAGAAUACUAGAUAGAGAGAUCAAACAUUUAGAGAGUGGAGAACUGGGAGAAAAGCAGAGAAUGGCCUCACAGCUCAUUGCAGAUAUUCACAAUUCUGCAAACCCUUCAACAUAAACUUUUUUUACAAAAAAAAAUUAAAUUUACAAAAUGUUCCUAAAACUUUUUAAGACUAGUGCCUCAAGCUUGGGCAUUGUUUUUUAUUAUGGCCAUGUUGAUUCAUGAAGUAUUCAAGAAUAUUCAAGAACAAUAAUCAUUCAUCUUCUUUCAUCAAAAAGAAUUAGAGCAGUAGUUCUAGUUAAUAAUACUUAAUCUCAGAUUACACUGGUACUGGAUGUUUUACUAAUAAAUGCACUUAUACAACUAAUAAAACUAAAGUUCUUAUUAUCUAAAUUUAACAAUAAAAACUGAUAAAUUAAUUGUUUAUUUAUAUUUCAACUAUUUUAAUGUAAUGAAAAUUGUUUCUUCAAUGUCCAUUGGUAUAUUUUUACAAGACCUCAUUCAUCAGUAUUCACAGAAUAAAAGAUUAAUUUAACAAAUAUUUGCAAUAUGCAUUAUACAAGCUGUAUUGCAGUGUAUAGUAUACAUGAUUAUUUAACAAACAAAUAUAUAUUAUAUAAACAAACUGUAUCAAAAAUUACUAUGGAGUUGAUUUUUUAACAAGAACACUUGCUUCAAACUUUAAUAUCUUUGCAUAUAAUAUGGCACUAGGUCGCAAAGAAAUAAGGAUUCAAAAAUCAGAGUUUGAGAGUAUUAAUUUUAUUGUAGAGAUACAUAGUUGUUUUAAAUCUGAGCAUUCUCAGGUACAAAAUACAAAAAUAGGCCAAGAGAGGUAAUUCUUAUUUCUAUUCUUUAUUCUUAGGUACUAAAGUCUUAUUUCUAAGAAGGGUGUCACAAUGGGAAUUUAGACUCAAACUGUAAAUCAUUUUAGAUUUCUGAUAAUUGAUAAAUGAUCAAAAAAUUAUUUUAGCAAAAAUAAUAUCAUCCCCCCCUCCCCCUGGAGACCCAG